Molecule: messenger RNA, 1014 nt
Organism: Ceratitis capitata (Mediterranean fruit fly)
Lineage: Eukaryota; Metazoa; Arthropoda; Insecta; Diptera; Tephritidae
Gene: Pcmt
Product: protein-L-isoaspartate(D-aspartate) O-methyltransferase
Exons: 4
Coding region: 122-805 (227 amino acids)
Biological process (GO): protein modification process
Cellular component (GO): cytoplasm
Molecular function (GO): protein-L-isoaspartate (D-aspartate) O-methyltransferase activity
Source: RefSeq, a predicted model, not a curated record
CUCAUCAUUAGAUUUUUCAAUAAACAACAUUUACAAACUUUUCUAAUUUCUCUUUUAAAACGAAUAAAAAUUUAAAGUGUUUAAAAAACUUAUUGAAAAGCAUCGAUCAGCUAUUCGCAGAAUGGCCUGGCGAUCCGUUGGUUCUGACAAUGCUGAUCUGAUAAGAAAGAUGAGAGAAUUUGGGAUUAUUGCCUCUGAAAGUGUGGCUCAAGCAAUGAUUAAAACUGAUCGAAAGUAUUAUUCCCCACGAAACCCCUACAUGGAUGCACCACAAUCAAUUGGAUAUGGCGUCACAAUAUCAGCUCCUCAUAUGCACGCAUUCGCUUUAGAAUAUCUUCGUGACCAUCUAAGUCCUGGUGCCCGUAUUCUCGAUGUUGGCAGUGGGUCAGGAUAUUUAACGGCUUGCUUUCUGCGAUAUAUCGAUGAAAAAGGAGACGAUCCCAAUACAAGAGUUGUAGGCAUUGAGCACCAGCCAGAACUUGUACAGCAAAGUGUAAAAAAUCUCAAUACAGAUGAUCCGAAAAUGCUAGAUUCGGGAAAGCUUAUUAUUGUUGAGGGUGAUGGUCGUAAAGGUAUGCCAGAACAUGCUCCAUAUGAUGCUAUUCACGUAGGUGCUGCUGCAGCUGUGACACCAAUUCCUCUUUUGGAGCAGUUGGCCAAUGGAGGACGGUUGAUUGUUCCUGUUGGACCGGAAGGUGGUGAUCAAUAUAUGACUCAAUAUGAUAAAGAUAGCGAGGGAAAAAUUAAGGAAACACGUCUUAUGGGUGUUAUGUAUGUGCCGUUAACAGAUUUGCAUCGAUCUUGACGAGCAUUAGCUAUAAAAGUUGUCAUCGUUUGGGUAAUAGUGGGCUUGAUCAUGCUUAAAAUUUUCAUGAAGCUACCAUCUGAAGACAGAGUUUAAUUUAUAGUAUAGAUAACUAUGUUUAUUUUAAACAGAAAACAUUGUGAGAGGCUUAAUUAUUAUUGCAUGAAAAAAUAUUAAAAAAAAAAUUAUACGUUAAUUCAGCUUAAAAA